Hermetia illucens (black soldier fly) is the source of this 1679-nucleotide messenger RNA. RefSeq names its product ATP-dependent RNA helicase WM6 (gene Hel25E). Gene Ontology annotation, molecular function: RNA binding; RNA helicase activity; ATP binding. The record is from RefSeq and is a predicted model, not a curated record. The transcript has 9 exons. Lineage: Eukaryota; Metazoa; Arthropoda; Insecta; Diptera; Stratiomyidae. Bases 178 to 1449 code for a protein of 423 amino acids. Gene Ontology annotation, biological process: mRNA splicing, via spliceosome; mRNA export from nucleus.
UCAUAUGGAAUCAAUGACUGAUAUCCUAUAAGGAUUGUGCAUUCCAGUAUGAUUCCAAUGGAAAAUUCCCGUUUGCCGCUCGUUGGCUCACGGGCGACUUCCCUCCAGACGUAUUUGAGGUGCUGAACACAUCGCUCUGACAAUUUAACCAGUUUAUAGAAUAAAAUCAAAUAUACAAUGGCGGAUAAUGAUGAUCUUUUGGAUUACGAAGAUGAAGAGCAAACCGAGCAGCAAGUGACCGAGGCGCCGGAAGCGCCCAAGAAGGACGUAAAAGGCACAUAUGUGUCGAUUCACAGUUCCGGUUUUCGGGAUUUCUUAUUGAAACCUGAAAUUCUGCGAGCUAUUGUUGAUUGCGGCUUUGAGCAUCCUUCAGAAGUCCAGCACGAAUGCAUUCCACAAGCUGUGCUCGGCAUGGAUAUUCUAUGUCAAGCAAAGUCCGGUAUGGGUAAGACAGCCGUUUUCGUUUUGGCGACACUACAACAGUUGGAGCCAACCGAAAAUCAUGUCUAUGUUCUCGUCAUGUGUCACACUCGGGAGCUUGCGUUUCAAAUAAGCAAAGAAUACGAACGCUUUUCGAAAUAUAUGCCAUCGAUAAAGGUUGGGGUGUUCUUUGGGGGGUUACCUAUUCAAAAAGAUGAAGAAACAUUGAAGUCGAUGACUCCGCAUAUUGUGGUCGGAACUCCAGGACGUAUUUUGGCCUUGAUACGUAACAAAAAGCUGAAUCUCAAACACUUGAAACAUUUUAUUCUUGACGAGUGCGACAAAAUGUUGGAGCAAUUAGAUAUGCGCCGCGAUGUCCAGGAAAUUUUCCGUAACACACCACACGGAAAACAAGUCAUGAUGUUCUCGGCCACACUAAGCAAAGAGAUUCGCCCGGUCUGCAAGAAAUUUAUGCAAGAUCCUAUGGAAGUUUAUGUUGACGACGAGGCAAAGUUGACAUUGCAUGGUCUCCAGCAACACUACGUCAAGUUGAAGGAAAACGAAAAGAAUAAGAAAUUGUUUGAAUUGCUUGAUGUGCUGGAAUUCAACCAGGUGGUAAUCUUCGUGAAAUCAGUUCAACGCUGCAUGGCCCUCGCUCAAUUGUUAACCGAACAGAACUUCCCAGCGAUUGGCAUCCACCGGGGCAUGAGCCAGGAGGAACGUCUAUCCCGCUAUCAGCAAUUCAAGGAUUUCCAAAAGCGUAUUCUGGUGGCGACAAAUCUUUUCGGACGUGGUAUGGAUAUCGAACGAGUCAACAUUGUGUUUAACUACGACAUGCCCGAGGAUUCUGACACAUACUUGCAUCGAGUGGCACGCGCGGGACGAUUCGGUACCAAAGGUCUGGCAAUCACCUUCGUCUCGGAUGAAACAGACGCCAAGAUUCUGAAUGAGGUUCAGGAUCGAUUCGACGUAAACAUUACAGAACUUCCAGAUGAGAUUGAUUUGUCGUCCUACAUUGAGGGACGAUAAACGCUCUCCGUAUGGAACUUGGGGCUGAAUGAUAGUUCUAGGAUUUAUGUUUAGACUUUAGUUAUAAAAUCACUACUUUUACGGUUUAAGAAUUCGUGUGCAUUCACACCUGAUUUUACCUUCGAUUCCUUUUUAUAUGAUUAAUUCUUCUAUUGUAAUUGCUGAGUAGAUUUGCUCCUGUUUUCUGACUUGGAAAGUACAUAAAAUAAAACGCCACUAAUGUAAUGAAA